Messenger RNA from Zootermopsis nevadensis, 320 nucleotides. The record is from RefSeq and is a predicted model, not a curated record. Lineage: Eukaryota; Metazoa; Arthropoda; Insecta; Blattodea; Termopsidae.
GUACGGUAAAUGCCAAUGGAGAAACAAAACGUCAGAGGACAUCAUACACGAGGUACCAGACAUUGGAGUUGGAGAAGGAAUUCCACUUCAACCGCUACCUGACCAGAAGACGAAGAAUUGAGAUCGCCCACGCCCUGUGUCUCACGGAGCGGCAGAUCAAGAUUUGGUUCCAGAACAGACGCAUGAAGUGGAAGAAGGAACACAAGAUGGCCAGUAUGAAUAUCGUUCCAUACCACAUGUCACAUAUGUCACCUUAUGGCCAUCCCGUUCAUCAGUUUGGACCUCCACCUCAUCACCAAUUUGCACACCUUACCACAUAA